AUGCUUGUCUACCAGGAUCUUCUUACCGGUGAUGAACUCCUAUUUGACUCAUUCCCCUAUAAGGAAAUUGAGAAUGGCUUACUGUGGGAAGUCGAAGGAAAGUGGGUUGUUCAAGGAGCUGUCGAUGUUGAUAUUGGUGCUAACCCUUCUGCUGAGGGUGGAGGUGACGAUGAAGGUGUUGAUGAUCAAGCUGUUAAGGUCGUCGAUAUUGUCGACACUUUCAGAUUACAGGAACAGCCUGCUUUUGAUAAGAAGCAGUUUGUUACUUUUAUGAAAAGAUACAUCAAAUUGCUUACACCUAAGUUAGAGGCAGAGAAGCAAGAGAUUUUCAAGAAGCACAUUGAAGGAACAACUAAGUUUCUGCUACCAAAACUCAAGGAUCUCAAAUUUUUUGUUGGUGAAAUCUUGCAUGAUGAUGGAAGUUUGGUUUUUGCUUAUUACAAAGAUGGCGCCACUGAUCCAACUUUUAUCUACUUUGCCGAUGGAUUGAAGGAAAUCAAGUGUUAG
Lathyrus sativus (Indian pea) is the source of this 507-nucleotide messenger RNA. The record is from the annotation of a GenBank genome assembly. Lineage: Eukaryota; Viridiplantae; Streptophyta; Magnoliopsida; Fabales; Fabaceae.